CCUCGCAGGCCUCCUUCCCGCCCCCCUCUCCUUCCUUCCUGCGCCGCGCUCUCGCCAAGCCUCCGCUGUUUAAAUGGGCCAAGUUGAGAAGCGGCGGAGAGUGCAAAUCUUGUUUGGUCUGGGUCUGUGAACUUCAGCGUGACUUCAGCAACACCCAGCAGUCUGAAUCUCAACAACUCUUUCUAAACUUACAGCGGCAUUAAUGACGCAAAAAAAAAAUUUCUCAGUUUGAGUUUGGUUUCUGAUUGAAAACGUGUGGCAAUGUGGUUUAUUUAAUUUUUAUUUAAUUUUUUUUUAUUUUUUUAUUUUUUAGAUCAGCUGUGAAACUGAAUACUGGUCAUAUAUAUAACUCCCUACUUGCCCUUGGAAGUAAUUGGUCUGGCUUUAUUUAAAUUUCGCCUCAUUAUAAUCAUAAUUAAAAAAAAAUCUUUUAAUUUUUACCCAAAUGUGAUAGGACGAGUCACUCUGAGCAGUGGUGAUCUAACCUAAUGUAAGUGGCUCAGGGCUUCCCAGCAUGUCAGGUAUUAGCAGAGCGAGCGAGAUUAAAUGUGGGAGGUAGGAGAGCUGCGACGCUGCCGCUGCGAGCUGGAAACUACUGAAUGGGAAUCUAUCCGGCAACUUCAGCAGACCGCUCUCUCACGGCGACACGGGGGCUCCUCUGCGUAAAACCGAGCGGCGCGUCUUCCAGUCUGGCUCAGCCCCGCUUGCACGCCAGGAGGACGCUCAAGUUGGAUCGGGCGCGCAGCUUCUCACUCGUUCCCGGCGCUCGGCUCCCACUAACAUGCCUGCCAUCAAGAAGGAGCGGCUGGAUGGAGACGACAUGGCUCUGACCGCCUUCAACCAGUCCGAAUACCUGGCCCCUUUAAAUGCCACCGCCAUCCCCGUGGUGACCCCGCACCCGCCGCCCUACGAGCACAUUUUCGCCCAUCACCGCGCGUACUUGGGGCUCCACGACUCGGCGCUGCAUCACCAGCACCUCCACCACCACACGGACGACUUGAUGCUGGAGAGGUUCUCCUCCAUCCCGGACUUUCAGCCCUUCUUCGACAACGGGGAGCCGUGCAUCGAGGUGGAGUGCGGCGAGAACAAGGCUUUGCUUUAUAUCAACAAACUGUGUCAGGGCAGUAAGGGACCCUCGAUAAAAUACAGGGGCGAGUGGCUCACCCCCAACGAGUUCCAGUUUGUUAGUGGACGGGAGACUGCCAAAGACUGGAAGCGGAGCAUUAGACACAAAGGAAAAAGUCUCAAGACUCUCAUGUCCAAAGGAAUCUUACAGGUGCACCCUCCGAUUUGUGACUGUCCUGGCUGCCGGAUUUCGUCUCCAGUGAACCGCGGGCGCUUGGCAGAGAAGCGCACCAUCCCUCUUCCGCCCAACCGGGUGCCCAAGAAGGAACUGGCUUCAAUUUUCAGCAGUGACGACAGCGAAGGCAGCGAGCGGGCCAGCGGGGAUCAUGCCCACAUCAAGCAGGAGGAGGAUUUGCAUUACAAUAUCAUGAGAAAAAGUCGGGACGGUGACCUCUCUACAAUUAUCUCCAACCUGCACCACACCAGACAGCACGGUAUGCCCGAGGAGCAGUCAGCCUCUGACCACAGCACCAGUACUCGACACACAGGUAGGAAACCCACAAUCUUCCUUCUCUCCUGCUUCUUUCCUCUUCUAAAAGUCCCCCUCUCUCUGCCUUCGCAUUUAGCUCUAUGAUAGAUGCCGCCUUUU
Molecule: messenger RNA, 1714 nt
Organism: Poecilia latipinna (sailfin molly)
Lineage: Eukaryota; Metazoa; Chordata; Actinopteri; Cyprinodontiformes; Poeciliidae
Exons: 4
Coding region: 782-1699 (305 amino acids)
Molecular function (GO): DNA binding
Source: RefSeq, a predicted model, not a curated record